Molecule: messenger RNA, 998 nt
Organism: Homalodisca vitripennis (glassy-winged sharpshooter)
Lineage: Eukaryota; Metazoa; Arthropoda; Insecta; Hemiptera; Cicadellidae
Exons: 1
Coding region: 55-816 (253 amino acids)
Molecular function (GO): protein dimerization activity
Source: RefSeq, a predicted model, not a curated record
UUAGGGGAAAUAAACAUUGCCUCAAAAUCCUUGCAAACGGAAUCUAUUGAUUUAAUGACAGCGUACGAUCUCCUAGGCAAUGCUUUAUUGAAAGUAACCGAACUUCGUUGGUCCUUUGAAGAAGUCUGUAGUGAAGCAGAAGAAGUAUGUUCAAAAUGGGGGAUUACGAUUACCCAUGAAUUUAUUGGCCAACGUGCAAGAAAGGUAAAAAAGCACUUUGAUGAACUUUGUGAAGACCAAAGACUGACAGAUCCUAAAAGCAAUUUCAGAGUGACAAUAUUCUUCCCAGUGGUUGAUACUAUAGUGUCACAAAUUGACAACCGUUUUAAAGGCAUGAAGCAAGUGAUUGAUGCCUAUAAAAUUGUUCACCCUUCUUUCCUGGCCUCAUGUUCAGAUGAAGAACUGCGUUGUGAAGCUGAUAAUUUUGUAAGCAGAUUUUCAGAUGAUGUAACGCCAUUGUUCAAAGCUCAGAUUUUAUCAGUAAGGAAUGCUUUUCAAUCCAAAUUAAAGGAUUUCAAAGAAGUAAAAGAAGUUGCAAAUCUCCUACUCAUUGAAAACAGUUCCCUAGCAUCAACCUACCCGGAUGUACUAACAGCAUGCUUUAUGUACCUCACAGUCCCUGUGACAGUAGCCAAAGCAGAGAGAUCAUUCUCAAAAUUAAAACUCAUCAAAAACUACCUGCGAAGCUCCAUGUCCCAACAACGUCUCACUGAUUUGGCUCUUUUGUCUAUUGAAAAUGACAGAGCCCGAAAAAUAGAUUUUGACCGAAUUAUUGAUGUUUUUGCUAGUGUCAAGUCAAGAAGAAAGUCUUUUUAGUAGGUUCAGUUGCAUUCUCACUAUCAAACUAGUUGGGCAAUUUUAAACUUGAGAACGAGUGGGUAUUACCACCAUUGAUCAUAUAUAAUUAAUGGUAUUACCAGUAUUACCAUAAACACCAUAAAUAAAUAUACAAUUUAUUGUGUAUUCAAAGGUAUUACAUAAUUAAUGAUAUUACUUGU